AUGACCGUUCCUCCCGUUGCGCAGUUCGUAGCCCUGUUUGCCGUCAUUGCCGUGGCCAGUGCCAUCGGAGAGUACCACCAUCACGAGCCGACCGGUGCACCGAUCAAGAUCAUCCACAGUGAGUCGUACCACGGUCACGAUGGGGCGUACAAGUUUGGGUACGAGUCGGCCAACGGCAUCUCGGCCCAGGAGCAGGGAUUCGUCAAGAACGCCGGCAGCAAGGACCACGAGGUGCAGGUCGCCCACGGUUCGUUCUCGUACACCGACCCGCACGGACACCCGGUCUCGCUGAGCUACGUCGCCGACGAGCACGGAUUCCAGGCGAAGGGCUCCCACAUCCCGACGCCGCCGCCGGUGCCGAAGGAGCUGGUCGAUGCGUACGCCAAGGCCGCCAGCCAGCCCCAGGCUCCGCACCACGAGGAACCGCAGCACUACGUGCCGCAGCCCAGCUACAAGCACAGCUACUAG
This is a messenger RNA of Anopheles bellator, 468 nucleotides long. Its product is annotated as endocuticle structural glycoprotein SgAbd-2-like. Bases 1 to 468 code for a protein of 155 amino acids. Gene Ontology annotation, cellular component: chitin-based extracellular matrix. Gene Ontology annotation, molecular function: structural constituent of chitin-based larval cuticle. The transcript has a single exon. The record is from RefSeq and is a predicted model, not a curated record. NCBI's taxonomy places the organism in Eukaryota, Metazoa, Arthropoda, Insecta, Diptera, Culicidae.